Messenger RNA from Anguilla anguilla (European eel), 1759 nucleotides. It is a transcript of the gene psmc3, whose product is annotated as proteasome 26S subunit, ATPase 3. Gene Ontology annotation, molecular function: ATP binding; proteasome-activating activity; ATP hydrolysis activity. The coding region runs from base 101 to 1384 and encodes 427 amino acids. The transcript is spliced from 12 exons. Gene Ontology annotation, cellular component: proteasome regulatory particle, base subcomplex. Gene Ontology annotation, biological process: proteasome-mediated ubiquitin-dependent protein catabolic process. The record is from RefSeq and is a predicted model, not a curated record. NCBI's taxonomy places the organism in Eukaryota, Metazoa, Chordata, Actinopteri, Anguilliformes, Anguillidae.
CCCGCUUUGAGUGGUUACCGGAAGUCAUUGUCUUCACUCUUCUCUGCAGAAGAGUUUGCGAAAACCAUUCUGUUGCAAAAAAAGUGGAGUCAUUUCCAAUAUGGCGUCGCUUAAUGACAGAUCGGUGUGGGAUGAGGUGGAGGAUGGAAUUGGUGAGGAAGUACUCAAAAUGUCCACCGAAGAGAUUAUUCAGCGCACGCGUCUUCUGGACAGUGAAAUCAAGAUCAUGAAGAGUGAAGUUCUGAGAGUGACUCAUGAACUUCAAGCAAUGAAGGAUAAAAUCAAAGAAAACACUGAAAAGAUCAAAGUUAACAAGACCCUGCCUUACUUGGUCUCCAAUGUUAUUGAGUUGCUGGAUGUGGAUCCAAAUGACCAGGAGGAAGAUGGUGCGAACAUUGAUUUGGAUUCACAGCGUAAAGGGAAAUGUGCUGUCAUAAAAACUUCAACAAGACAGACAUACUUUCUCCCAGUAAUUGGUUUGGUGGAUGCUGAGAAGUUGAAGCCAGGAGACCUUGUGGGGGUGAACAAGGACUCUUACCUAAUCCUGGAGACUCUGCCCACAGAGUAUGACUCCCGGGUAAAGGCCAUGGAGGUGGAUGAACGUCCCACUGAGCAAUACAGCGACAUUGGGGGCUUGGACAAACAGAUUCAGGAGCUGGUUGAAGCCAUUGUUCUGCCAAUGAAUCAUAAGGAAAAAUUUGAGAACCUGGGCAUCCAGCCGCCAAAGGGGGUGCUGAUGUAUGGACCCCCAGGCACAGGGAAGACAUUGCUGGCAAGAGCUUGUGCUGCCCAGACCAAGGCCACCUUCCUGAAGCUCGCUGGCCCACAGCUUGUCCAGAUGUUUAUUGGUGAUGGGGCUAAAUUGGUCCGUGAUGCCUUUGCUCUGGCCAAAGAGAAGGCCCCCUCAAUUAUCUUCAUUGAUGAGCUUGAUGCUAUUGGAACUAAACGGUUUGAUAGUGAAAAAGCUGGAGACAGAGAGGUGCAGAGAACCAUGCUGGAGCUUCUCAAUCAACUGGAUGGAUUUCAGCCCAACAUGCAAGUUAAGGUUAUUGCUGCCACAAACCGAGUAGACAUACUGGACCCAGCUCUGCUGCGUUCAGGUCGUCUCGACCGCAAGAUUGAGUUCCCCAUGCCCAAUGAGGAAGCGCGGGCCCGCAUCAUGCAGAUCCACUCACGCAAGAUGAAUGUCAGUCUCGACGUUAACUAUGAGGAGCUGGCUCGGUGCACAGAUGACUUCAAUGGUGCCCAGUGCAAGGCUGUAUGCGUGGAGGCAGGUAUGAUUGCACUGCGUAGGGGGGCAACAGAGCUAAACCAUGAAGAUUACAUGGAGGGCAUCCUGGAGGUGCAGGCCAAGAAGAAGGCUAACCUACAGUACUAUGCCUGAGAGGUUGAUUGUGGGACAUCAAAACUAGGGGGCACUGUGGGCAUGUGUGGCAUUUUAGUCCUUGAUGGUUUAAAUGAGGUUUCUUGGACCUCUCUUUCUCAGUGGAGUGAUUACAUUCCUUUAAUAGUACCCUUAUUAGAACCAAUUUCACUGUUGUGCUGUGGUGUGGAGUGUUUUCAGUUGGCAUACAAUAACCUUACUCGAUAUGAGGGUUUUAGGUUCAUGAAGCCUCAUUUUUCCAUCCUUACUUUCAGUAUGUAACAUUUCAAGGACUGGGGUUAUUAACAGGAGUGAAGAGUACCUGUAUUAUGUUCUUCGUAUCAAUUCUUUCAUCUCAUAAUCCCAAGAAUUAAAAGAUUUUUUUGAAUGAAUGAA